UGAAAGGUCUGUCCAUCAAGCUCUCCACGCAAGGCUCGAUCUAUAUUAAACCAUGCGCAUGCGUCCCGAGCAGACGGGCCGUCUAAGAAACCUGACGCGUUCGGUUCGGGUUCUUUUCUCCCUACAUCAUGAAGAGGGAGGAAUCUGGGGAAGCCGAAAGUGAGGGGGGUUAUCAGCUGGGGCUCUGCGUCCUCUGUGGCCUGCCUGCCUCUGGCAAAUCUACUCUGGCCCGCUCCCUUAGCGACCAGCUGAGGCGGAAGCAGGGCUGGGACGUUGCCGUCAUAACGUACGAUGAUAUCAUCCCAGAAGCGUUCUUCGAGGGAGAGAACGGGCCGACGCUGUCAUCCCAGUGGAAAUCAUUCCGACAAGAACUUUUGAUGUACCUUGAACGUUUCUUGAUGACCAUCAUCAACAGACAGGAAUUAUCUGCCCCAAUCACGAGGACUGGAGGAAUGUGGGAACGUUUUGUCGACUGCUUGAAAAAUCAAGGUCUUAUAUGUUCUGGAACAGGAGAGGCCCAGUGUUAUUCUUUAACCAACACAACUCUGUCUCUACCUUUGUAUCUGAUAUUGGAUGACAAUUUUUAUUACCAAAGCAUGAGAUAUGAAAUCUACCAACUGGCUCGAAAAUAUUCCUUAGGAUAUUGCCAGUUAUUUUUAGAUUGUCCAGUUGAGUCCUGUCUAGAAAGGAAUAAGCAGAGAAGUAAACCAUUACCUGAUGAGACCAUACAACUAAUGGCAAGAAAGAUAGAAUCUCCAAACAUUGAGAAAAAUACAUGGGAACACAAAAGUCUCGUUAUUAGGAGUAGAGGAUCUGGUUCUGAAGACAGUAUAGAAGUGACUGAUUUACUGACUACUGCUUUGAAAAAUCCAAUAAAAUGUUUUGAGGAAAAUAUGGAACAAAAGGAAACUGAUCGAAUUAUUUGUUCAACCAAUAUUCUUCAUCAAGCUGAUCAGACAUUCAGAAGAAUUAUAUCUCAAACAAUGAAGAAAGCCAAAGAUGAAAAAGUGAUUGCCUACAAGCUGAAGCUUCUAGCAGAAGAACUUACCAAACUUAAGGCAGACUUUCUGGAAGAUCUACGACACGGAAAUAGUCAAAAAAUUCCAUGUUCCUGUCAAAAUAGCAUUUCAGAUAUUAUCCACUUAUUUCAUUAUGAGAGAGAUAACAUUGUGCAUAAGUAUAUUCCAAAGGAGUAUUAAAUUGAUUUGCAUUGUG
Molecule: messenger RNA, 1215 nt
Organism: Gracilinanus agilis (Agile Gracile Mouse Opossum)
Lineage: Eukaryota; Metazoa; Chordata; Mammalia; Didelphimorphia; Didelphidae
Gene: PSTK
Product: phosphoseryl-tRNA kinase
Exons: 6
Coding region: 129-1199 (356 amino acids)
Molecular function (GO): kinase activity; tRNA binding
Source: RefSeq, a predicted model, not a curated record